GACAAACAAGUCCAACAAAUUGGAAUACGAUCUCUCAGGUCAAUCCAGAGUGAUUAGUAUAUCUGUUUCCAAUUGAAGAUCGAGUGGUUCGUUGCAGGAUUCGAGUCCAGGUUGAUGACCUCAAGACCUUACUUAAAUGUUGCAUAAGCAACAAGACAGUUGCAUGUGAAGCUGCGGUCUAUUUGAUUUCUUUAUUAUGGGAGACUCAUUUCAGAAUCAUGUUCCAUCAAGAAGCCCUGAAGCAGCAGGUUCCAUGGCCAGCAGAAAGGAUUCCAAAUUAACUUUGGUUGCUUCUGUCUCCAAGCCUCUUUCCCACACAUCUUUAAAGCAAAUACCAUUAUUUAACAAUGGGAAAAUCAGAAAAUCGCCUGUGAAUGAUUUGGCAUUGUUUCUACUGAAAGUUGGUGCCUUGGAGACGGUGAGGAGAGUAUCAAAUGCCAGGUGCCCUUUUAUAUGGUCUGGUUUGCAGGCUUUACAAGUUUUCUGCUAUCCACCACUUAAGUGGCUCCAAAGAUGGGAUCCUUUUAGGAAUUUAAUUAAAGGGGCGCAGAUAUUGUCAACGCCAUUACUAGUGCUCUCCAUUGCAACGACUUUCUCUAAUCAGUCUGAACAAAACAAUCUCGACUCAGAUGAUAUAGAAAAUUCAGAUAGAAGAAUUGAUUGUGAUGCUGUUCCAGAAUCUCAUUCUGAGUUGCCUCCCGUAUCGUCAACUAUUGAUAUGAGGGUCAAUGAUGAAGCUCAGUUACAUCAAUCAGGUAGAAAUUGGUUGCUUGAUCUUUAUAGAGAGCUGGACAACCAGGGUGUUCAUUUACCUGAAAGGAUAAAUGAGGAUGAGCUUUGUAAGUUCCAUUCUGCUGCAAAUGGUGAUUUUUCUUGUUUGCUUACAUUAGUCAAGAAGGCAAUACAUUGGAGGGAAACUUAUCGAAUUCUUUCAGAAGAAGAACUUGAGAUGUGGUCAAAUAUGGUCUUUUGGCAUGGAUUUGAUGUUGAGAACCGCCCCUGUCUUGUCGUUCGGCUUGUUGCUUGCGUCAGCUUGCCGCCUAGCGAAAGACCUCGCUUUGCACAAGCCAUUGUAUCUCAGGUAGAACAUGGGAUCCUACAUCUCGUAGAUGCUGAAAAUCCUCAGAUCACAGUAUUGGUGGACUGUGAAGGACUGUCUCUAAGGUUCCCCAUGCAACUACUUAGAUCCUGUUCAGCUACCCUGCAAGAAAACUACCCAACUCGGCUGGGCUGUUUGUUUAUUAUUCGGCUUCCUCCAGUUGGAAGAGUUAUAGCACAGACUUUUAUUCAAGUUCUUAAACCUGCAACCCGACAAAAACUUAAGAUAAUAGGUCGGAUGUACAAAGACUCCCUCUCGGAAUACCUCCAAACAUUCCCAUCGUAUCUAGGUGGAGAAUGUGCAUGCUCAAGAUGUGCAAAGCUUAGCAACCCCCAUAUGCAGCUUCCUGAAUUCAACCAAGAAUUUAGCAGCAACAGAGAACUAGAUGCAGAUAUCGACAACACCGAGAGAUUUUCUCCAAAUUAUCAGUUCCCUGAUGUGAAUGAAGGUUGUGAGAAGGUGUUGAGAUCUGCUGUGGUCGGCAUUCUCAUGGUCUGGGUGUUGAUUGCUCUUAUAGCUGGACUGGUCGAUCCUGAAAGCCGUCCAACGUUACCACACUGAGGUAUGAACACACUUUUUCUUUUGGUUUCAUUAGAUAUGAUGUGAAUAAAUUGUGCAUAUUUCAUUAGAUGGUCUUUUGCUUAUUCGUGCAAUAAUCUGUGUCCUUAUUAUGUAUUUCUGUGAACUACUAGAGACCCUCGAAUGUAUACCACUAUAGCGCUUGCUCACAAAAACCCUUUUAUGUAUAUCGAAAGUUAUAGUUUGCUUCA
Messenger RNA from Cynara cardunculus var. scolymus (artichoke), 1869 nucleotides. RefSeq lists its product as uncharacterized. The record is from RefSeq and is a predicted model, not a curated record. NCBI's taxonomy places the organism in Eukaryota, Viridiplantae, Streptophyta, Magnoliopsida, Asterales, Asteraceae. The coding region runs from base 197 to 1660 and encodes 487 amino acids. The transcript has 8 exons.